This is a messenger RNA of Gastrolobium bilobum, 1407 nucleotides long. RefSeq names its product mitochondrial uncoupling protein 5-like. The record is from RefSeq and is a predicted model, not a curated record. Bases 304 to 1251 code for a protein of 315 amino acids. Lineage: Eukaryota; Viridiplantae; Streptophyta; Magnoliopsida; Fabales; Fabaceae. The transcript has a single exon. Gene Ontology annotation, molecular function: sulfate transmembrane transporter activity; thiosulfate transmembrane transporter activity; malate transmembrane transporter activity. Gene Ontology annotation, biological process: phosphate ion transmembrane transport; succinate transmembrane transport; thiosulfate transport.
UCCCUGCCUUUCCCCAAACCUAAACAACAGUGAUAUUUUUCUGCAUAUGUCUCAAAGGCCUACCGUUCCUCACUCUUCUUCCAUAGCCUGUGGCCUCCAUUCCCAUCUCAUGGUCUCAAGUGAGAUGAACCCUAAUUCCAAUUGGUCCUUUUCUCUUUAAUUCCCAUUAGUCCUUCACAUCUUUUCCUAACAACAAUCUUAUAAUCCUGCAAAAUUUUCGAUUCAUUUGAUUCUUUCAAAUCUACUAACUUAAAACUCUUUUGCUUCGUUCCCAUUCUCGAGAAAAAAAAAAAACACAACAUCAUGGGUGUCAAAGGUUUCGUUGAAGGAGGCAUCGCUUCCAUCAUCGCAGGAUGUUCAACCCACCCUUUAGAUCUCAUCAAGGUUCGCAUGCAGCUUCAGGGCGAACCCAACCCGGUUCAUAACCUCCGACCCGCACUCGUCUUCCAAACCGGAUCCUCCAUCCACGUGGCGCCUCCUCCGAUGCCGCAAACUCGCGUGGGCCCCAUUGGUGUUGGCGUUCGUCUCGUCCAACAAGAAGGCAUCGCUGCUCUUUUCUCCGGCGUCUCCGCCACCGUCCUCCGCCAGACGCUCUACUCCACCACCCGCAUGGGCCUUUACGACGUACUGAAGACGAAGUGGUCCGAUCCUAACGGCGGCAACAUGCCGCUGUUACGCAAGAUCGAGGCCGGACUGAUCGCCGGCGGCAUUGGCGCCGCUGUUGGAAACCCUGCCGACGUGGCCAUGGUCCGAAUGCAGGCCGACGGGAGGCUCCCGCUGGCUCAGCGGCGCAACUACAAGUCCGUCGUGGACGCCAUAGUCACGAUGGCGAAGCAGGAAGGGGUGACUAGCCUGUGGAGGGGUUCAUCGCUUACGGUGAACCGCGCGAUGCUUGUGACGGCGUCGCAGCUUGCGUCAUACGACCAGUUCAAGGAGAUGAUUCUCGAGAAGGGCGUGAUGCGCGACGGACUAGGGACCCACGUCACGGCGAGCUUCGCGGCGGGGUUCGUAGCGGCGGUUGCGUCGAACCCGGUGGACGUGAUAAAGACCAGAGUGAUGAACAUGAAGGUGGAGCCCGGGGCGGAGCCACCGUACGCCGGCGCGUUGGACUGUGCUCUGAAGACGGUGCGCGCGGAGGGUCCCAUGGCACUCUACAAAGGGUUUGUACCUACGAUUUCGAGGCAGGGACCCUUCACUGUUGUGCUGUUCGUGACACUGGAACAGGUUCGCAAGUUGUUCAAGGAUUUCUGAGCGAGGUAGAUCGAUGAUGACGAAGAUGCUUCCUUUUUAGUAUGAAGAUUUUUUAGCGCUUUGUUUUUUUCCGUUAAGUUAUCAAGCUCUGUUUUAAUUUAAUGUUUCGAUGCCGCAGUUGUGGAAUGGUAAUAUUAUAUAAUAUAAUUUACGUCA